UUGACCAGCCUUUGUUCUCUGGCCGUUUUUCCCUUCCUGUCCUCUUUUCUCAUAGGAAAGGCAGAACUCGUAAGGCUGUUUCAGAGCGACACAGAACCCCUGCAGGCUAGGAGCAGUAGGCAAAAGAGCAGAUGGGUUUUCCAUCCAGGGAGGUUUUUAAAGAUGGACUGUUGUGUCAAUCAACUAUCCUGAAAUAUAUCUGCACUUGCUCCGAGUCAUUGGCCACUCCUGGCUGCACCACUUCUUCAUUACAAGGUCACCCUGUGUCACGAAGAUGAAUGUCAUCAUCUCAGCAUGUGUGACAUACUCCCGGUGUAUAUUUUCUAGUAGGAGAAAUGUGUCAAUCAACAGGAACACACUGGGAAGUUUUUGAGGCCUUCCUGUCCUUGUACUCCCGUCAGCCCUGAGAUAACGAGCAUUCUCCACGGGGCUUCCAUAUCUGCCAUUUCUCUCCUUGUGCAGUCAGUGUAUUCGGAGCAAAAAUAAACCAAUUCAUCAUGGGACUGGAUGCUUCAGGCAACUGGUGGUGAGAGAUGGAACCUUUCACAUCUAAGACACAGUCCCCGGCAGUAGUAACUGAAAGCUGGUGCCUUCUGGUGGCUGCUCAGUAGUCCAUGUGGAAUAAGGCUGUGGGUUCAAUUCAGUUCACGGUGGAAACUUGUCCGCAUCACAAAACCAUCACCGUAGUCAGCACUAAUCAACACCUGUGUUGGCAGAUAGUAGAAGGGCUAAGGAACGGAUGGGUAAAGGGGCAGCUGUCAUCCCUACAGGCCAGGCCAUGGGCUUCUGUGGGGGAAUCUCCAGCGCCACUCUUUGUGUUGGACUUGGUCUGUGGCACGAAGGCGUGAGUCUCCAAGGCCCUCAACCUGGCACAUUUCAUGAAUGCUAAAAACAAAUCCAAAACCCCUGUCAAUCACCCUUGAGCAAAAGACCCAAGUGACUGUAUAACAACUCCGUUCACCUCCAGCAGCUGUUUACAUUGUGGCUGGAUUCAGAAAAAACCCACUCAAAAGCUUUUCCUGUACAGCUGUGGGCAGGAAAUUCUUCUGGAAACUGCAGGGAUCCUGGUACAUUUGGCUGGCUCCAUGAAAAUCUUUGCCUGUUUGCAUCUUAAAUAAGGACAUUUUAAGCAAGGAAGUUGCCAGUUCCUGGCUUGCCUGCAGGCGAAUACUUCCGUCUGUAAAACUCGCUGGAAGGCACUGAGCAGCAUGAGAAACUGUGCUCAUGGAGGCAUUUCUGCAGGGCACCCUGCCGAGACUUCAGAACGGAGUCAAAAGGGGCUGUAUCCGAGAUCUGCCCUUAAAGGUCACCAGGAGCAAUGUUUUUCGGUGAUAAGGCCAGAACUGAGGGGGAUGUGAUUUUAAUCUAGAGAUGCAAAGCAGCCUCACAGAGCCGAUAAUUGAAGAGGCAGGGCACAGAUGUACAACUCUGCACAACAGGGGACAGAGUUCUGGGAAAUAAGUAGAAACCAGUUUUUAAAUGUCUCACUUUGUUUUGUUAAUUUAAUCAAGAUUACCUGUCAAACGUGGUAAGUAAAAUGGCCGCAUUUAUUUUGCCAGGUGGAAAACCAAAUGAAUGCAUCUCAGAAGCCCAUUGGAGACGGUCCUGUGUGUGCAAUUUUUGCUGGGUUAGUGGUUUUCCGGGAUCAAUAGAUUUUUAUUGGGUAGUUCCUUCUUAAUCAUUAAAUCUUCCCUGACACUCUGAAUGAGCCCGAAACAUGAUAAAGCAUAAGGGGACAUUCAGCCAAGUAGAUCAGUUGUUUGGACGAAUGCUCUUAACCCCCUCAGUCUGAAUAGAGAAGGCUUGGUGCCCUGGGUUGGCUUUCAGAACUGCAGCCUGUUCAAUUCCAACUUCAGUAGGAUGAAAGGUGGACGUGGGGCCACAGGCCUGUCUACAUACAGGAGUUAUGCUGGUUUCUCUAAAGAGGGGUUUUAAACUGAUUAAUUCAUAGGCUAUGGCUUCACUGCCAAAAAGAUGUGUUUCUACCACAAGCUAGCUAACCCACAUUCGUUGUCUCCCUUUAAGGGAAGAAGAACCCAGCCCCACCUGUGACUGAUCAGCUCGCUGCCUCCUAGAUGAAGCUGUGGGGCUAGGGGUCAGUUGAAGGCCAGUGAGCGCUCAGCUGAGCCAGAGAAUUGCAGGGAGCAGAUUGCUAGAGCAGAGGAAAGAUUAGCUAGUAAGUGAUCCCCAGGCAGAUGACCUUGUGAAUGAGAACUACAGGUGUGCUGGGGUCCGAGCAAGGACUGGAGGGGCUGGGAAAGGUGAGGGGAAAGUCUCUGGGCAUUCGAGCCUACGUGGGGCAGAGGACCUGCUUUAUUUGGGUAUUUUGCUUGUGUGUUCAGUUUAACUAGUAAACUGUGGCCUGAGGCACGGCCUGACCCAAACUCUGGCACGGCAACGAUCCUUCGGUUGCUGGUGAGGCUGCUUACGCGGCCCUGUACGUGAACAUGCUGCUCUGUGCUUUGCAUCAGCCCUGCAUGAGGAGCUGUCUCUGUCACCGCUCAGCUGCGAGACUAAAACGGCUCCGUUUAAUUUGGUGGUCUGCAGACUCAGCUGCUGCUCACGGAGACAACAUCCUCUCCCUGACCUCAAGGCAGGCUCUCCAGUGACAAAGCAGCAAGCCAUGUUCCCGCCGGCUGAGCCAGCAUAGAAGCAGCAAUGAGAGUUUAAAAGACGCAUCUCCUGGGCCUUGUGAAAUGCUGAGCGUCCCUUAAGGGGACAUAUAAAGAGAUGUUGCACCCGGAUUCCGCUCCACUAAUAGAGACACUCCAUACAUGGAACAGUUUGGUAAACGUUUCCCCUCUAAACGAGCUUAGUGGCAGAUCCCCCAGAGGUCUCCAGCACAACACAGGCCUGCUCUGACAAGUGACUCUAGAAAUGGCACCAUGGGGCGCUGGGUUUAUGGUCCAUGGUUUCUGUAAUAAAUGUGCUGAGUUUAAAAGUAAGAUUGCCAGCCCUGCCCACUGAGCCUAGUAUGGCAGAGUCAAGCUGGGUUCUUUCCUUCUUGCGCCUCAUCACCACCAAGAAAGAUGCUGCCAGCCAAAUGUUCUGCCCUUUGUUACAGCCGUGCACCCCCACUGCCUUCAAUAAGCAGGUUGGAAUUUACUAAAUCGCUCUGUGGGUGAUGCGUGAGAUGGGAUAGAUUCCAGCUGAGUGACCGCUGCAGAGAUGAAGUGCAGCAAAUGCUUAUUUUUGUAGCUGAAUUGAGCAGAAUUGACUCUGAGUUCACACAGGGAGGCAAGAAGGGACCCCAUUUUAAGGGUCCUUUCCCCCAGCUUUAAACCCACCUGUCAAGGCUCUGUUUUAAACACGCCAUCCUUCCUGUUGGAGGACUGGGCAAAGGAGUCACUUUGGAGCAUCUCAUUUCUGGGCCUUACUCUGCCAGGGCGCCUGCCAAUGAAUUACAGAAGAGACGCCCUUCGCCUCCAAGGUUGCGGUCAGGGUGGUGCCUCCGCAGCUCCCUGAGGCGUGAGAGCAGAAGCAGCUUCUGAUCUCCAUUCCCUCAGUGCGGUGUGAAUUCAAAGUUCCUUCGGCCGGGUAAUGGAGUGCACUCUGCAGUCACACCAGCGUCACUGGGAUCAGUAUCUGCCCUGGGGACCAUGAGUCACAUCUCAGUCUCUGGUGUGGCAGUGCUAAGUGGUGGGCUGGCCCUACCAUUUUCAAACCGCUCUUUGAUGGGAAUGAAAGAAGAUCCCUUCCACACUCCCCCGUGCAGGAUGAGAGCCUCACUGCUGGCUGCACAUUACAAAUGGGCACUGAAUAUCGGCCCGUGGUGCUGGUCUCUAUUUGGAUUGGGGGGAUUGUACCUAAUGCUAAUCUGAAUAGAAUUGUUUGGGGAUUUUCAUGCUUCCUGGUCCUGUAGCCACGCCCCAGCUGAGCUACCCUGGGGCACCAGGUACUGUACAGAGCGUCUUAAACUGGCUCGCUUUAGCCUCCUCCCUAAGUGUGGCUGGAGAUGCCAUGGCAACAGUGAUCUAACAGUGGCUGAUUAUGCAGUAUCAGAACCCUGCCAGCACACGCGGUGCCCUGCUCCUUGGCUCGGCCCAGACGAACAGUGACUUCAGGGAGCGAGUGACGAACCUUCUCCCUGGGCAAAGCAGCUGCAGAGAGGAGAACGAUGCAGAGGAGACCGGGGCGAACGCUGGCAGCGGGGGAAAGGCAUUUGCAGCUGGGGGGGAAUUCCCCUGGGUGGUGUCGAUACAGGACCUACAACACAACCACCUGGCCUUUGGCUCCAUCCUGAGCGAGCACUGGAUCCUGAGUGCUGCAUCCAGUUUUCAGACAAGGCGUCCGGCUUUCGCCGAGGUUGGUAUAACAGAUCGGAACAUGCAGAGGAAGCCCCAGCCCCAGUACUCAAUCAGCACCAUCAUUCCCCACCAAGACUUCAACGCAAUCACACUGGACAAGAACAUUGCCCUGCUGAAGAUGGCCACCCCCAUAGAGUUCAGUGAUGUUGUUCAGCCCAUCUGCUUCCCCGGCAGGAACCUCACCGCAGCCACCCUGGAGAACUGCUGGGUGUCAGGGUGGCUUCACCCCACCGCAGGACGACGCACAGCAGCGAGCUUUCUAAGGAAGCUCUCAGUAGUGGAUGUGGAUCCCUGCCCCUUGAAGAGAAUCGUUACGACCGAGUGCAGCAGCCACCGGGACUCCGAUAACGUGACUGGAUGUUUGGGGGACCCCGGGAACCCAGUCAUGUGCCAGGCUAAGGGAACUGGAGACUGGGUUCUGAAUGGAGUGCUGAGUCAGGGCGGCAUGAGAUGCUAUGGACCAUUUCUCUACACCAAAGUGGCCUAUUACAGCGACUGGAUUUCAGCCACAACAGCUGACGCAGGAGUCCCCGUAUAUCCCACGUUUGCCAGAGGGCGCUCCGCUUUCCAAGCUCCGACUGAGGAUUUGGGGGGGUCGUUUGAGUCAGCAGAGAAGGUGUUUCGAUCCUCAGUCAUCGCAGAAGCUGGGUCUGACCAUGGCCAAGCCAAGCAGCGACCGAAGGACAUCCAGCCCGCCCAGGAAGGGCUAGCCAGGGCUUACAGCAAGUCUGACCCAGUGUACUAUGACUACUACAGUGGGGAAACGCUCCCCAUUUCUCAGGGGACCUUACAUCUGCCGCAGAUCCUCACGGAAAUGAGCGCUGUUUUCCUUCUGCUCGGGCUCCUGUUUUACUAGAUGAGACACUGUAAUCGAGGCAACUGUGUGAUUGACUGGCCUCGGGGACCAUUCCCAGCACUCCAUCGGUUUUAGUGCUGUUGACAGUGGCACGAUCCAUGUGCACGGGGUGCUGACAGGUCCUCCCCCCACAGCAACGCCCUCGCGUGUUAAUCCGUCUCUGU
This is a messenger RNA of Malaclemys terrapin pileata, 5327 nucleotides long. It is a transcript of the gene PRSS54, whose product is annotated as serine protease 54. Lineage: Eukaryota; Metazoa; Chordata; Testudines; Emydidae. Gene Ontology annotation, biological process: proteolysis. The coding region runs from base 3991 to 5163 and encodes 390 amino acids. Gene Ontology annotation, molecular function: serine-type endopeptidase activity. The record is from RefSeq and is a predicted model, not a curated record. The transcript has 5 exons.